Molecule: messenger RNA, 1124 nt
Organism: Guillardia theta CCMP2712
Lineage: Eukaryota; Cryptophyceae; Pyrenomonadales; Geminigeraceae
Exons: 1
Coding region: 18-1088 (356 amino acids)
Source: RefSeq, a predicted model, not a curated record
AGAAUCUUUCCGUCAGAAUGGAUGGGCGAAGAAGAGAUGUUUCCAGGCACACUCCAACUCGACUUACAGCCGAAGACCUUCCUCCAAUUCAAGUCGUCGUUUACAGAGGAGCGAAGGCAAUCGUUCAAAAAUUCCCAAUAACGACGUUCCUGUACAUCCUCGGGCUUUGCCUUAUGCUUUUUGCGACUGGAAUGAUGCCCUCUGAAGGUGCCAACGAGGAAUAUUCCCGCUUGUUGCAGGAAGCACAGUAUGAGACCUCGAUGGUGGACCAGCUCGAACGCAAGGUUGCUGCUCAUAGCCGGAAGUAUCACGAAAGCAGGGGCUUCCUGGGAUUCUCUUGCGACAGCUCCUGCAUGCGAGCCUAUGAUAACUUGCAGAAGCUUCAGAAGGAGCUGAAAGAGGCGAAGAGCCAGCAGUUCCAGGCUCUGUCCGAGGCCAAGUCCAAAGUCGGAAUCUUGAGUUUGUAUGCAGUCGAAGAGGCACGUGAGCUGUUCUGGGGAACGUUCGCUCAAGGGAAGGGUUUUGCUAAGCGAGCCAGCAUGUGGGACCUGCUCUUCAUGGGCUUGGGUUCAAUGGGACGGGACGAGGGCCUCGCGUCAUUCAUCCUCCGCUUCGUGAUACAAGUUCUCUUCAACUUCACACUGGGACUAGUCGGGGCAUUGCUGGCGUUUAUCUGGUACUUGUGGGAUGUGGUCAGGAGCUACCAACCUGAUCCCGUGACUGCUGUCGUCUCCUUCCUUCUCUUCUCCAUCGCUGCCAUCUCCAUGGUGGCGACCUACUUGAUCGCCCUCUACGGGUCCGUGGCAGCAAGUGGGUACAUGAUUGUCAGGACUGCCGUCCUGGGCAUCGAGAACGGAAACUCCAGAAGUGGUCCUCGGGCUCAUAUUGGAGGAGGAUCCACAGGAGGAGACGACAUCUACGUGGGCAAAAGAGUGCGGGUGGUGGGCCUGGCUGCACGCCCCGAAUACAACGGAAGGCUUGGGAUGGUAACGGGACAGGAAGGAGAUAGAAUUUUGGUCCAGCUAGACUUCCCAAGUGAGAUUCUCCUCAAACUCAAACCUUCAAACAUCGACGCUCACGUCGACUGAUCCUUCGACACUGGCGUAAUAAAGACUUUAUAACAU